This is a messenger RNA of Cavenderia fasciculata, 2538 nucleotides long. RefSeq names its product WD-40 repeat-containing protein (gene zakA). The record is from RefSeq and is a predicted model, not a curated record. Gene Ontology annotation, biological process: protein phosphorylation. The transcript has 2 exons. Gene Ontology annotation, molecular function: protein binding; protein kinase activity; ATP binding. Lineage: Eukaryota; Evosea; Eumycetozoa; Acytosteliales; Cavenderiaceae. Bases 1 to 2538 code for a protein of 845 amino acids.
AUGGAGAACCAAAAUAAAUUUCAUUCUUCUUCUUCUUCUUCUAAUUCUUCUAAUUCUUCAUAUGUCAAUAACCAAAAUAUUAAUCAUAAUAGGAUGAUAAACAAAGAUGCAUCAGCUGCUGCUGUUGUUGGUUAUAUUAAUAACCAAAGUUCUUCAUCCCCAUCUACAACUACAGCAACAUCAAUAACAACAAAAACAACAACAACAAUAUUAAAGAGUUCUGAUAUGAGUAUGGGUAUAGAAGAUGGAGAAGAGGGAGAAGAGGAUAAAGAGGAUUCAUAUUCAUCAGCUUCUACAUUAGUUGAUGACAAUGAUAUAGCACCAACACAAGUUUUAGAUGAUGAGUUUUAUAGUAAUAAUAAUAAUAGUAAUAAUAAUAAUAACAAUUACAAUAUAAUAGAUGAAGAUGAUAGUAUAGAUGAAGAUGGAGGAGAUAAACAUUUUAGACACUUGGUCAAACUAAAGUCUACUGUAAUUGGUUAUGAAAUAUCUUUCAAUGAGCUAUAUGUUGAAAGGGAGAUUGGAAAGGGCUUUUUUGGCAAGGUUUAUAAAGCAUCGUGGAAAGGAAGAAGUGUUGCUCUCAAAAAGAUUACAAUCACAAAGUUUCGUGAUCGCUCAGAGGCAGAGAUAUUUGAAAAAGAGUUGGGUAUAAUCUCUAGACUUUGUCAUCCUUGUUGUGUAAUGUAUAUUGGAGCUUGUUCAGCAGAUGUGGCCAACAAAUGCAUCAUUAUGGAGUAUAUGGCCGGUGGAUCACUGAAAAAGUUGUUGGAUGAAAGACCCCAUGUCCUUACACCGUCUCUCCAAUUGUCGAUUGCAAGAAAUAUUGCAAAAGGAAUGAACUAUUUGCACACUGCAUUUGAUUCUCCUAUCGUACAUAGAGAUCUCACAUCGUCAAACGUACUUUUGGACGGAGACUAUUCCAUGGCCAAGAUCAACGACUUUGGGCUAUCCCGAGAAAUAAAGGCAGGUGUCACAGCGGCAGAGAUGACGGCAGCUAUGGGUUCCUUGGCAUGGAUGGCACCCGAAAGUUUCAAGGGUGAGCGAUACUCGGAAAAGGUGGACAUUUACUCGUAUGGCGUUAUUCUAUGGGAGAUUAUCACCCAAAAGGAUCCAUAUUGUGGUAUGGAGCCACUUAAAAUGGCUUUUCUAGCGGCAAUGGAAGACUAUCGACCGCCUCUGCUUCAUGUUCCCGCUCAGUGGCAGGCUCUCAUUACAAGGUGUUGGAGCCCAAAACCAGACCAAAGACCAUCGUUUGGUGAAAUUCUUCAAAUAAUCGACAACAUAGAAUCGAGUCAUACAUUUAAUGGUUAUUUAAAACAAGAAGGAAACUUUUUUAAUCUUUCAAGUGAAGGUGGAAAGAAAAAAACAGCUCUAUCAAAUAUAAUGUCAAGGUCAUCAAGUGAUGUAAAGCAGCAGCAACAACAACAACAACAACAACAACAACAACAACAACAACAACAACAACAAGGUGGUGGAUAUUACGCAUCACAGAGCUUUUCUGGAUCCAUGGAUUAUGAAACUACACCAACAAGAUUAACAAAAAGCUCAUCAUCAAAAUUAAAUCAAACGGCACCCAACAAGAAUCAACAAAUAUUUAGUCAUAUCCUUCCAGGAGGAAAAGGAGCACAAAACAUUGUAUCAUUGAAUCUUUAUGAUUCAUCAACUCUACUGGCAUCACUGUCAAAGGAGAUCUAUGUUUUGGAUAUAAAUAAUGAAAAUCAUUACCAAACACUAUCAUUAAAGCAUAACAAUAACAACAAUCAAACCAUAAACACAGUUUCAACAACUACCAUAAACAACAAAUCAUUUUUAGUUUCGUCAUCAUCUUCUCUGGGUGGACAAGGCAAACUUUCUGUUUGGGAGUUUAAUGAUAGAGACAAAGGCAUCAACAUUUUACCAGCAAAAACAAUUGAUUGUGGUGAUUCAAUGGUUACAUCGUUGUCAUGGAAUGGCCAAAAUAUUAUUACAAUCUCUAAAAACGACAGAUUCAUCAAAAUAUGGGAUUUAGAGAGAGGAGAGGUUAUUUCAAAUGUCGAUGGCCUUUCAAAUCAACUUUGUUUGGAUUCCACUCAUGACCACUCUUUGAUAGCGACUGGUGCAAUGGAUCAGAAAAUUAGAUUGGUGGAUAUUAGAUCAAGUCAUUGUUUUCGUUCUUUUAGUUGUUCUAGCCCUAUCAAUUCGAUUCGACUACGUUCCACUUCAUCCGAUCCAAUUUUAAUUAGUGGAUCAAAGGUUGUAAAUACAUGGAAUAUGUACACAAGUCAUUGCCAAAGUAGUUUUCAAGUUCAUGGGGAAAAUGAAUGUGUUGGUAUUCAUAGCAAUCGAAAUUGUAAGCAAGUAGUUACCCAUUCCUCCAGUUCAAUUGCACAAUUUAGAUAUGAUAGUUACGACCAAGAUUCAAUACAACUUUACCAAGUCCACAAUUUCAGCAAUGACCAAGAUGAUCAUUCUUUAGGAAACAAAAAGGUAACAAAUGCACAAAUUAUUUCACCAACAAAAAUAGUUUAUUCUAGUGAUGAUAAAUUAUAUAUUGUUUAA